AUGUCUGAGAAGCAAGAAUCCCCACUACACACCGUCGGUUUCGACGCCAGAUUCCCAAACCAAAACCAAACCAUGCACUGCUGGCAAUCGUACGUGGACUACUACAAGUGCAUCAAUGCCAAGGGUGAAGACUUCGCCCCAUGCAAAGUUUUCUUCAGAACCUUCUCUUCUCUGUGUCCUUUGGACUGGGUUGAGAGAUGGGACGAGCAAAGGGAAAAGGGCACUUUCCCCGGUGACAUCAAGCCAUAA
This is a messenger RNA of Lachancea thermotolerans CBS 6340, 249 nucleotides long. It is a transcript of the gene COX12, whose product is annotated as cytochrome c oxidase subunit VIb. The coding region runs from base 1 to 249 and encodes 82 amino acids. The transcript has a single exon. Lineage: Eukaryota; Fungi; Ascomycota; Saccharomycetes; Saccharomycetales; Saccharomycetaceae. The record is from RefSeq and is a predicted model, not a curated record. Gene Ontology annotation, cellular component: mitochondrion; respiratory chain complex IV.